Molecule: messenger RNA, 564 nt
Organism: Brassica napus (rape)
Lineage: Eukaryota; Viridiplantae; Streptophyta; Magnoliopsida; Brassicales; Brassicaceae
Exons: 1
Coding region: 273-458 (61 amino acids)
Source: RefSeq, a predicted model, not a curated record
GAUGUUAUUUCCAAGUGUCAUUGAACACCUCCAAGUAGCUUUCCAAGACCAGACUCUUGCCCUUUACCAAUUCACUUCCACUUCGUAUUGACUGAAAAAAACCAAUGGUUUUGUUGAUAUAAUCUUGGGAAAUGUUGAUUUUGACUAACUUGAUCAAAUCCCAUCUAUAAAUUCACCCACCUCUUCAUCAGUUUCAUUCACAUUCCGAAUCAAAACCUCAUUUCACUCUCCACAUAUUAAGGCUUAACUCAUAUUUUUAAGAGAUCAAGAAAAUGGACAAGAAAGACGAUGGUGCUAAAUCUUGUAACGUAGCACAAACCAGUGUGGCUGGAUCUGGUUCGGGUCAUAUGGUGGCGCCAGGGACUGGAGGUGCAGUUCAGAUACCUCGGGAUGCUUUCGAAGCUAACACUAAGGCCUAUUUUGACGACCUUCAUGCCAAGGACAAGGCAACCAAGUGAGAAGUGUUUAGUGGUUUAAAAUAAUAAUCAGCACCUUCUUUCUUUAUGCUCCUAUGACGUGACUCUCCUAUUAUGAUCACAAUUUUAAAUAAAAUGAGUUAUUAUA